CUGUUGCAAUUCAGGAAGAAUAGUUGUCAAACUAUACAUAUAUAGUUUUCACUCUGUUCUGUAUGUGGUGUUUUAUAAAAAUGAAAACUCUUAUGUGGAGUCCUAACUUGUAAUAAAAGAGCAAAUCUGAUUUGCUCUGUUCAGGACAAGGGAGUAGGGUGGAUAGACUUAGGGGUCAUUUGGCAUACCUCUUCUUCUGUGCCUAAUUUUAUAGAUGGGAUCAGAGCCUACUGAUGGUGAGAGUUUUGCCCAAGAUCCCAGCCGGCUGGUGACAGGGCUGUGGCAAGGGCGUGCUCUAGUCCAGAAGUUACUGUUUUGGUAUUUCCUCUUUUUUCCCCUGUUGCUGGUAAAUGUUGCAUGUGUCCCAGUGAACUGUGCGUUGUCAUAUGUUCCUCCUCUCCACUGAAGGUGGGAAGAAUAAAUGACUCAGAUUAAAGACCCUUCCAGGACAGAACGAUUGCUCAGGAUUCCUAAAGUGUCCUUGGAGUGCCUUGCGGGGACCCCAGACAGACUGACUGGUGGUCAACUUUGCCACGACCUGAAAUGGAGAAGAGGAGCUUCCAGCCAUCAGGAAGGACGUCCACAAUUUUUUAUCAAAGUGCUUCAAACAGCAGAGGAGAGUGAUUUUAUAUUGUGGGUCUUAGUUCCCAUACCGUGCCUGGGUGCCUCGGUACACUGCAGCAAACUCAUAUUCAAAGGCAGGGAAAGUUGAAAAUCAACACAUGUCAAACUCCAUGUGAAUUUCUAGCUUGAGGUGAUUCGCAGUUUCAACACUGAAUCAUGCUACAUCCCUUUUGAUGACUUUGUGUCUUUGCAAAGCUGGGUUUCCAGUGGGCAUUUGGGCCUAACUACUUUAUAAAUAAACUGUUAGAUAUUUCUUUUGGCCUAAGGAUACCAUAGACAAUUACUGAGAUACCAAGGGCUCUAUGAACCAAGACAGUUUGGGAACUUCUGUCCUAGACGAUUGCCAAAUAGACAUAUUACAAGCAUAAAAUUUCUUCUGAAUCUUCAUGUCUUCUUUUAUUGAUCAUAGAAAUUUUACUUUCUGUGUGUCAUAAUAUAUUUAUUCCAUUCACUCCGUGAAUAGUUAUUGAGCACUAGAGUACGUGCCAAGCCAGGAGAGUGUGGUGCAUAAAAAUGACAGUUGAGCUGAGGUCUGAAGAAUGAGUAGGAGUAACUAGCGCAGGGCAUUCCAGGAGCACACGAAGGCUCUGGGGCAGGAAUAUAGAGAUGCAAACUGGAGGGUAGCUAAGGAUGAGAUCGGAGAGAUGAGUGGGUAUUUAUGUUUGCUUCAGUGUGAAAAUAAUGACUUAAAUGACUUAACAGUCUGUUCAUGGCUUCAGCCUACAAGCACGUUGCUGCAUAUCCUCAUGUUAAUGAACUUAACAAGGUGGACUUUCUUCUUGCCAGCGUGCCAGCCCUACCUUCCCCACCAUGUGCCAGAUACAGAGGUGCAUGAGUGUGGUGAAACGAGUUCUUUUAUGUGGCCUUUUGCCUCGGUUCUUGGGAAAAAACAACUUAAGAGAUUUUCCCCCUAAGCCCAGAGGAGCUAUGUUUGCCCUAGUCCUUUGAAGAAGCAACUUGGAGGAGGGGCUCCCAGGUUGUUUUUUUACCCUAGAGGGUUUGUUACUUUUGUCCAGGUUGGUUGACAUUUCCUGGGUAAGCUGUAAACAACUUUUUGUUUGGCCCUGGGCUGUGGUCAGCCCUGUGAUUGGUCUGUUUUACACACCCUGCAGGGAUUGGUCGAUUUACUAUGCAAAUUGAGUGACUUGCAAUCCAUCAAGAAGAUUGCUCAGUUUGUAGUCUUGCUGGGAGGGCCAUGCCUUGAAAUUGACCAGGAGUUUGCUUAUAUAAGCAGCCAACCCUACAGAGGUUUUUAGAAGCAAGGAGAGAAGAAAGAAGAAGCAGAGAGAGGAGGUGAGGAACCUUCUAAAAGAGCUGUAAAAUGGGUCAAAGACUGUAACAUCGAAGAGAGCGAAAGGCCUGGAAGGGGACCUGCUACAGAGUCAUUGGUGACGGCAGAAAGCUGCUGCCAGGAAAGCAGCUAAGAGAGUUGAGCAAGCUGUCACACUGGCUGUGAGAAGGGGCCAGUUAGCAGUAGAGAGGCCGACAGUGGGAAAGCUGAAGGCAGAGAGGCCUGCACAGUUGAGAGGGGGUGUGUACGGCUGAGAGGAGCCCUGCACAGCGGAGAGGGGGUGUGCAGUAUGCACGGCCAAGAGGAGGUUAGCACAGUUGAGAGGGGGGCCUGCUAGCACAGCGGAGAGGGAGCCUGCAUGGCCCAGAGGGGGCGUGCAGAGCUGAGAGAAGGGCCUGCUUGCUUGCAUGGCCGAGAGAAGCUGAGAAAGCUGUUCCGCACUGAAGGGUGGCAGGUACUCCUGUUUUGGGGGAUCCUUCCAGACCUUUCCUACAUGCUUCCUGAUCCUAAUCCCAAGCUGCAGCCUGUUACCUCCAAGUGGAUCCAGAUUCUGAGUUGUAGCUUAUCACUUCCUUAAUAAACCAUUUAACUGUAAGCACAGUUUGUGAGUUCUGUGAGGUGUUGCAGUGAAUUGCUGAACCCAAAUGGGAGAGGGAAGAGUGCUGACGGGACAUGGAAUGGCUGGUGUCGGAGAUGGACUGGCACAGCAGCUUGGAGAAAUUGGAAAUCUGGGAUAUAUUUGACGUCUGCCUCAUAGGAAUCAGCUUUGUGCCGAUUCAUAUUUAUGAAAUUAUUUGAUUAAUCAAACACUGUUCUUUUCCCUCAUGGAGCUCACAGCAGAGCACGAGAGAGAGACACGUGUACAACUAACUCUUCUACUUAGAUGGGUGGUGAACACGGCCCUUUGCCUCUCAUUAACCUUUACCUUGGUUGAGCUACUUACUCCCUUGGGGCCUUAGAUUCUCCAUUUUUAGGGCCAGGGCUUGGAUAAAAUGAUCUCUGGGGUCCUUUCUACUGCACUUUGCAGUCCUUUUCUGUCAGAAAUUGUUUUACACUUCAGAGUCAAAGCUACUAGAACAUUCUCCGUUCUACUGAGACCCCAGGUCUGAUUGCCAGGCAGUGUCUAACGUUCUGACAAAAACACCCAGCUGGUUCCAGUCAGACUCAGAAUGCCUGUUCUGUCAUGGUUCUGUGGAACAGGUCCUUCCAGAAGUCAUCAAAGCAGGUCCUAAAUGCCUCUCUGUCCAUGGUUUUGUGGGAGCUUGACAGAGGUUUAUGGGCUUGACAGACAACUGUGAUAGGGCUAGAUAGAAAGGCAUGACCAACAUUGACUAAAUACUAAAUGUGUUUAUAAGCUAAUACUUAAAUAUGAAUAGUAUUCUCUGUGGACACUGGAGUUAAAUUUGCUUUUUAAUGUUGGAUAAACUGAGAUUAUCUCAGGAUGUCACCCAUUAGAAGAACACCUCCAAGCAAUGAGAAAACAAGUCCCAGAACCAAGCUUGAGGGCCUGUUCUGAGUGGCCUGUUCCCAGUAGGUUACAGGAUGGUGGGACAAUGCCCAGAGUCCUCUGAUGUUAGGGUGCUCUACCUGCUCAGGGUCAGCUCUGUGGUUUCCUGAAGGCAGUGACAGCUAACAGAAGUCAUAUGAAGCAAUUUCACUUUGCUAAGAUAUGACUAAGGCAUUCCUCACUGAGUGAGCCGUGAUUCUGGUAAAAGUGGCCCCACUUGAAAAUAGCACUGAUUACAAAAUGAGAUGAUUCAGAUUCUGAAGCUGAGCCCAGCCUUGCUGAUAAGGGGCAGAAGUAAACUACUGAGGUUUCAGGUACUGUCACUCUGGCCUUUGUUCACUCAUAUCAGAUCUGUCUACCUGGAAGAUUUCAAUAGUGGAAGGAUCAGUUGAUCAUCCUUCAGGGGAACUAGGUUGACAUGUUGGGGAUCCCCAAGACCACCCUCAAGUUCAGUGGUUCGCUAGAAAGACUCACAGAACUCAGAAAAGCUGUUACAUUCACAGUUAUGGUUUAUUACAGCAGAAGGAUACAGAUAUAAAUAAGCAAAGGAAAACGGUGUAGAGGCAGAGUCUAGGAGAAACUAGGCAUGAGCUUCUGAUUGUCCUCUCCCAGAGGAGGUAUAAACAGUGCUUAAUUCUCCCAGCAAUGAUGAGUGACAACACAUACGAAGUGUUGCCAACCAGGGAAACUCACCCAAGCUUUGGUGUCCAGGGAUUUUACUGGGGGUCAGUCCAAUGGCAUGAAGCAUCCUUGUGACUGACCUUAGCUACUCAAUUUCCAGCCCCCCAGAGGUCAAACUGAUACAGUGUGACCAGAACCCUAGAUGAACAAAAACAAGCAUUUCACCAUAAAUCACGUUGUUAGCAUAAAUUAUCUGGCAUGGCCCAAGGUCUCAAGUACACAAAGAUACUCUUAUCAGGUAGGGUAUUCCAGGGGCCAGUCCUGAAGAUCUAUGGAAUAUGCAGGGUUUGGGGCAAUCCAGGCCUGCUGAGUUAACGCUUCACUUCACAGUUGGGGAAAGGGUUUGCUGCAAAGUAGCCCCCUCUCUCGUAUGGAACCAACCUGUCCACUGUGUCCAUGUGGGACUAGAGAAUGUUUGAUGGUGCCAGAAGUCUGGGGCUUCCAUUUGCUCAGUUGCAGUGGAUCCAUUCCUAGCUCUAGCCUUAGCCUGUAUCCAAGGCAUACCCUGGGCUGAAGCUGACGCCACCGGAGCCAUUUGCUGUUUUAGCUCCCAUGCAAGGCUGCAGCUGACUCUUGACCGGACCUGGCUGAGCAUGCCCACACCUCCUGCCCACAGUGCUCGGUCUGUUUUCUGCAGCACUUGGGCAUGAGGCCCACCUAGAAGCUUUUUGGUGAGUUCCCCAACAGGCCUCACUGACCAAUGGGAUGGACCCUGCUCCUCCCUAAUGAUGAUGUUUUUUCUCUCUCCUAACAGGUUCAUGAGCAACAUGGGGGACUCCAACGUAGAUACCAGCGCCACUGUGUCUGAGGCAGUGACUGAAGAAAUGUCUCUUUUCAGCAUGAUGGACGUAAUUCUAUUUUCACUCAUUGUGGGUCUCCUAAGCUACUGGUUCAUGUUUAGAAAGAGAAAAGAUGAAGUCCCUGUGUUCACCAAAAUCCAACCAGCGACCUCCUCAGUCACAGAGAGCAGCUUCGUGGAAAAGAUGAAGAAAACGGGGAGGAACAUCAUCGUGUUCUAUGGCUCCCAGACGGGGACCGCUGAGGAAUUUGCCAACCGCUUAUCCAAGGACGCCCACCGCUACGGGAUGCGAGGCAUGGCAGCAGACCCCGAGGAGUAUGACCUGGCUGACCUGAGCAGCCUGGCGGAGAUAGAGAACUCCCUGGCAGUUUUCUGCAUGGCAACCUACGGCGAGGGGGACCCCACCGACAAUGCCCAGGACUUCUACGACUGGCUGCAGGAGGCCAAUGUGGACCUCUCUGGGGUCAAGUACGCGGUGUUUGGCCUCGGAAACAAGACCUACGAGCACUUCAAUGCGAUGGGCAAGUAUGUGGACAAGCGGCUGGAGCAGCUGGGAGCAAGUCGCAUCUUUGAGCUGGGGCUGGGAGAUGACGACGGGAACUUGGAGGAGGAUUUUAUCACGUGGCGAGAGCAGUUCUGGCCUGCUGUGUGUGAGCACUUCGGGGUAGAAGCCACUGGAGAGGAGUCUAGCAUUCGCCAGUACGAGCUUGUGGUCCACACAGACAUGGACAUAGCCAAAGUGUACACCGGCGAGAUGGGCCGCCUGAAGAGCUACGAGAACCAGAAACCUCCCUUCGAUGCCAAGAAUCCAUUCUUGGCUACAGUUACCACCAACCGGAAGCUGAACCAGGGGACUGAGCGGCACCUCAUGCACUUGGAAUUAGACAUCUCAGAUUCUAAAAUCAGGUAUGAGUCUGGGGACCACGUUGCUGUUUACCCAGCCAAUGACUCCACCCUUGUCAACCAGCUUGGUGAGAUCCUGGGUGCCGACUUGAAUGUCAUUAUGUCCCUGAACAAUCUUGAUGAGGAGUCCAACAAGAAGCACCCCUUCCCCUGCCCCACCUCCUACCGCACGGCCCUCACCUACUACCUGGAUAUCACCAACCCACCCCGCACCAAUGUGCUCUAUGAGCUGGCCCAGUAUGCCUCAGAUCCCAGCGAGCAGGAACAGCUGCGCAAGAUGGCCUCCUCCUCGGGCGAGGGCAAGGAGCUGUACCUGAGCUGGGUGGUGGAGGCCCGGAGGCAUAUUCUGGCCAUUCUGCAGGACUACCCGUCCCUGCGGCCCCCCAUCGACCACCUGUGUGAGCUGCUGCCUCGGCUCCAGGCCCGCUACUACUCUAUUGCCUCGUCCUCCAAGGUCCACCCCAACUCUGUGCACAUCUGUGCCGUGGUCGUGGAGUACAAGACCAAGACUGACCGAGUCAACAAGGGCGUGGCCACCAGCUGGCUGCGGGCCAAGGAGCCUGUUGAGGAAAACGGCCACCAGGCUCUGGUGCCCAUAUUUGUGCGCAAGUCCCAGUUCCGCCUGCCCUUCAAGGCCUCCACGCCUGUCAUCAUGGUGGGCCCCGGCACUGGCAUUGCCCCCUUCAUAGGCUUCAUCCAGGAGCGAGCCUGGCUGAAGCAGCAGGGUAAGGAUGUUGGGGAGACGGUGCUCUACUAUGGCUGCCGCCGGUCUGAUGAAGACUACCUGUACCGCGAGGAGCUGGCCCAGUUCCACAAGGACGGCGCCCUCACCCAGCUCAACGUGGCCUUCUCCCGGGAGCAGGCCCACAAGGUCUAUGUGCAGCACUUACUGAAGAGAGACAAGGAGCACCUGUGGAAGCUGAUCCACGAAGCCAGUGCCCACAUCUACGUCUGUGGCGAUGCGCGGAACAUGGCAAGGGACGUGCAGAACACCUUCUGUGACAUCGUGGCUGAGCUCGGGGCCAUGGAGCAUGCCCAGGCUGUGGACUACAUCAAGAAGCUGAUGACCAAGGGCCGCUACUCCCUGGACGUGUGGAGCUAGGGGCUGCCAGCCCCUGCCUGGCCCUGUACCUCACACCCCUAUAGACUUGCUCCCCGUGUAAUCACUUUCCCUACUCCCCCUACCAGUCUCCUUGGAGGCAGACCCACUGACAAAGACUCCUCCUGGCCCAAGAUGUGCCCUCCUCAGCACCCCCAGGCUGGCCAGUCCGCCUUCACCAGGCAACCCCGCCCAGGGCACGUGACCAAGAGUGGGCAGCCCUGUACCUUGUGAACGCCGCAGGCCCUCAGUGGCUGUGACAGAAGGGACCCUUCUCUCAGCUGAGCUGGGGCUUGGCCCCUCACAUGGUUUUCAGUGAGUGUAAAUAAUUUUAAAUAACCUCUGA
Messenger RNA from Trichechus manatus latirostris (Florida manatee), 7250 nucleotides. Its product is annotated as NADPH--cytochrome P450 reductase. Gene Ontology annotation, cellular component: cytosol. Gene Ontology annotation, molecular function: flavin adenine dinucleotide binding; FMN binding; NADPH-hemoprotein reductase activity. NCBI's taxonomy places the organism in Eukaryota, Metazoa, Chordata, Mammalia, Sirenia, Trichechidae. The coding region runs from base 4829 to 6907 and encodes 692 amino acids. The transcript is spliced from 15 exons. Gene Ontology annotation, biological process: response to hormone. The record is from RefSeq and is a predicted model, not a curated record.